CCUUUUAUCCGAUGCAGUCUGCAGUGCAGAGACCUGGUAGAUGAAGCCAAGAAAUUUCACCUCAGGCCUGAGCUCCGGAGCCAGAUGCAAGGACCCAGGACAAGAGCACGUCUAGGAGCCAAUGAAGUCCUGCUUGUCAUCGGCGGCUUUGGCAGCCAGCAGUCACCUAUUGAUGUCGUGGAGAAAUACGACCCGAAGACCCAGGAGUGGAGUUUCUUGCCAAGCAUCACCCGCAAGAGGCGCUACGUGGCCACCGUGUCCCUGCACGACCGCAUCUACGUCAUCGGGGGCUACGACGGCCGCUCGCGCCUCAGCUCCGUGGAGUGCCUGGACUACACAGCAGAUGAGGAUGGCAUCUGGUACUCCGUGGCUCCCAUGAACGUGCGCCGAGGCCUGGCAGGAGCCACGACCCUUGGAGACAUGAUCUAUGUCUCUGGAGGCUUCGACGGGAGCCGGCGUCACACCAGCAUGGAGCGGUACGACCCCAACAUCGACCAGUGGAGCAUGCUGGGGGACAUGCAGACAGCACGGGAGGGAGCAGGGCUCGUGGUGGCCAACGGAGUCAUCUACUGCCUGGGUGGCUAUGAUGGGCUGAACAUUCUGAAUUCUGUAGAGAGGUAUGAUCCACACACUGGACACUGGACAAACGUCACCCCAAUGGCCACGAAGCGCUCAG
This is a messenger RNA of Merops nubicus (carmine bee-eater), 676 nucleotides long. Its product is annotated as kelch-like protein 12. The record is from RefSeq and is a predicted model, not a curated record. Gene Ontology annotation, molecular function: protein binding. Lineage: Eukaryota; Metazoa; Chordata; Aves; Coraciiformes; Meropidae. The annotation marks the transcript as partial. The transcript is spliced from 5 exons.